GCAGAUAUGGAGCACGUCUGCGUGAAGUCGGGGGUGGAGCGCGGACCGAAGAAAGGCAACGGCAUGUCGGGCACAGGAGGCCCGCAUGACUGCUCGCUCCUUGUCGAUCGCAGUCGAGUAGUGACUGUACACUGCCAGCUUCCGCUGCGCGGCUUGUUCCUGAAGCUCGACAAAUGAUGAGCUGCCCGCCAGUCGUGGCACAGCGGCUUCUGCUUCUUGCAAGAGUUGAGCAUGGCGCGAGACGCUGAUGUAGUUGACCAAGUUGGGGUCUUCGUAUCCCGGCUUUGUGUAGUAGUCGGCGAUGUGAAUCGAACCAGCGACGGUGAGGAAGGUGCGCGUCCAGGCAGCGACGUUGUCCCAGUCUUGGAGCCGCUCCCGCGGGUACGUUGACGCGUCCAUAGCAACCAGUUGGAUCGCACUCGGAUUCUGUGGUAUCCGGAAACCCACACAGAUGGAAACUAAUUCAUUAUCCGGAUAUCCCUGAAAUUUGCUGCCAACGAACCAGACAGACAGAGCAUGGGCAAGUGCUCCAAGGACAAGCGCGACAUAUACUAUCGCAAGGCCAAGGAACAGGGCUAUCGAGCACGAUCCGCCUUUAAGCUUCUUCAGCUCGAUGAUACUUUCCGCCUACUUCGCGGUGCCACGCGCGUCGUCGACCUCUGCGCUGCACCUGGCGGUUGGACGCAAGUCAUCUCUGAGCGACUGCCCCUGGCGACGGCUGGCGACGUGAGCAUCGUAGCGGUUGACCUCAUGGAGAUGGCGCCACUGCCUAAUGUCGUGCAGAUCCAAGGUGACAUCACAGCGCAGGCGACGGCGGACGCGAUCAUUGCCGAGUUCCAUGGCGCGAAAGCCCAAGUCGUUGUCAGUGAUGGUGCCCCGGACGUUCUCGGCCUCCAUGACCUUGACGAGUACCUCCAAGCGCAGCUCGUGCUGGCUGCACUCAACAUCAGCUUGAAUGUGCUAGAAGAGGGGGGUACUUUCGUUGCCAAGAUCUUUCGUGGCAAGGAGGUAUCGCGCCUCUACGCACAGCUUGCGCUUUUUUUCGAGUCGGUUGUCUGUGCCAAACCCAAGGCAAGCCGCAACUCGAGCUUUGAGAGUUUUGUUGUGUGCAAGAACCUGCGGAUUCCAAAAGGAUACACGCCAUCGAUGGAGCUCAGCUUGUUCGACCUGCCAUACGAGACCGAGGUGGGCCGCGUGGCGGGGUCGACCCACGUGGCUUUCCAGUCGUGCGGCGACGUCGAUGGCUGGGACGCUGACCAGUCGUAUCCAAUGGACGAUGCCGAUGUGCACCACGAGCCGCUGCAGCGCCCGAUCAACCCACCGUAUGCACUGGCGCAAAAAACGGUUUAAAACCAAAUGAACUUCAUGGACGAUCUCA
Molecule: messenger RNA, 1378 nt
Organism: Saprolegnia diclina VS20
Lineage: Eukaryota; Oomycota; Saprolegniomycetes; Saprolegniales; Saprolegniaceae
Product: 23S rRNA (-2'-O)-methyltransferase
Exons: 4
Coding region: 517-1350 (277 amino acids)
Biological process (GO): tRNA methylation; cytoplasmic translation
Cellular component (GO): cytoplasm
Molecular function (GO): tRNA methyltransferase activity
Source: RefSeq, a predicted model, not a curated record